AUGGCUUCGACCUUCAGGGCUGCUAAAGAAAUUAAAGAUGAUUGGGGCAACCGCGAAAGGAUUGAUGUGAUUACUACAAAUAUCAAAAGCCUAUUGUCUCAUUUGGACAGCAAACUAACUAAUGCAGAGAAGCAUGUUGACCUGCUUGAGGCUCAUGUGCAUAGAAUACUCUCCCAACAAAAUCACCAGAGACCUAUGCUAACAUCUCCACAACACUCAUCGACUCCAAACGAUUAG
Schistosoma margrebowiei is the source of this 237-nucleotide messenger RNA. The record is from the annotation of a GenBank genome assembly. Lineage: Eukaryota; Metazoa; Platyhelminthes; Trematoda; Strigeidida; Schistosomatidae.